GCCGCUGCGAAGAUAAAGCUUAAAUUUUUUUCGAGUUAAAUGAACAAGAAUACUUCGUGUCUCACACCCCAAUAAAAACACACAGAUUUGGCCGAUAAAAAGGGAAUUGAAGUGGAAGAGGGAGAGACAGAGAGAUUUAAAGCUUAGAAAGGGGAGCAAUGGCUUCUCUUGCAUCUUUGUCGCUCGGUUCCUAUUUCUAUGAUAUCUGCACCUUCGCCGCUGGCCUUGCAGGAAACCUGUUUGCUUUUGUGCUCUUUGUCUCGCCAAUACCAACUUUUAGAAGAAUUGUUAGAAACCAAUCAACCGAGCAGUUCUCAGGUCUUCCCUACUUGUAUUCCCUUCUAAACUGCUUAAUCUGCUUCUGGUAUGGUCUGCCGAUUGUCUCCUAUGGUGUGAUCUUGGUGGCAACAGUCAACUCCAUUGGAGCCAUUUUCCAGCUCGUUUAUGUCAGCCUUUUUAUAAUAUUCGCUGAUAAUGCUAAGAAACUCAAAAUGUGUGGAAUGUUGAUUGGAGUUUUUGCCAUUUUUGGUCUGAUAACUUUUCUUAGCCUCCAGAUGUUUGAUCAUCAAAGCCGGCAGAUUUUCGUUGGAUAUAUCAACGUUGCUUCUCUCAUUUCCAUGUUUGCUUCACCCUUAUUCAUCAUAAACUUGGUGAUCAAGACGAAAAGCGUCGAGUUCAUGCCUUUUCAUCUUUCACUUGCAACAUUCCUUAUGAGCAUUUCAUUCUUUGCAUAUGGGAUGCUGCUGCGUGACUUCUUCAUUUAUAUCCCAAAUGGUAUAGGAUCAGUGUUGGGGGUCAUACAGCUUCUGCUCUAUGGACACUACAGAGAAAAAUCAAGAGAAGAGUACACACUUCCUUUAUUUGUUUCAUGAUUGGCAAGGCAAACUUGCAUGUAUCUCCAGUUGUAAUUAUUGAAAUUAUAUUGUUUAUUUGUAUGGCUUUCCAAAGAGUAAAGUGGGAAAAGUUUUGGAGAUUGCUGUCGUAUGUUCUUAAUCUUUGUGUCAGGUUGUAAGUUACCUGGAGAUCUUGGAGUUACAAGCCUGAAGCUAAGUAAUAAUUUGUAAUAGAUAAGAUCUGAGUUGGAAGCAAUAAGAUGAAGACUUCUGAAA
This is a messenger RNA of Dendrobium catenatum, 1109 nucleotides long. Its product is annotated as bidirectional sugar transporter SWEET2a. The record is from RefSeq and is a predicted model, not a curated record. The transcript has 6 exons. Bases 159 to 872 code for a protein of 237 amino acids. Gene Ontology annotation, biological process: carbohydrate transport. Gene Ontology annotation, molecular function: sugar transmembrane transporter activity. Gene Ontology annotation, cellular component: membrane. Lineage: Eukaryota; Viridiplantae; Streptophyta; Magnoliopsida; Asparagales; Orchidaceae.